GAAAUCAAUUUAACUAAUUUGCUUGUUGUUAAUAGAACAUAUGGUGCUUCUUAAUUGCAAUGUUUAUUUGUUACUUCAGUCAGAAGAAGCCUGCAAGCGUGCCCGGGCUCUUCUGGAAUACGCAGAAGACACCUUUCAAGUGCCACGUGAGCUUGUUGCCAAAGUUAUCGGGAAAAAUGGUAAAAACAUCCAAGACAUUGUGGACAAGUCUGGGGUGGUACGGGUGAAAAUAGAGGGCGACAACGAGCGAGACGCGCCACGAGAGGAGGUGGGUGUCAGUUCAGGACUCGAUGGACAAGUACCGUUCGUGUUUGUAGGAACAGUGGAAAACAUCAGUAAUGCUCAAAUACUCCUGGAAUACAAUUUGGAUCACUUACGGGAAGUGGAGAGACUCCGGCAGGAGAAGCUUGAGAUAGACCAGCAGCUGAGGAGCCUAGCUGGUCCUCAGUCUGGGGGGCAGUACUUCCCAGCCCCCAGGGAACGCAGGGACAGCAAUGACCCCUACUCCAGUGACCGGGACGCUGACUGGAGGGGUGGCUACCGGGGAGGCAGGGGUAGAGGCAGGGGACGGGGCUUCCCUCGCAGAUUUGACGACAGAUAUACUAAUAGUGUUGCUGGGCAUGGUCAUGUUGUGGGUGAUUGGGACCGUGAGGUGGAGCUGGAGGAGAGGCAGCAGCAGGGCUACCUCACAGACAGCGUCCUGAGUGCCCGCAGGCAUGCUGCUUACAGGGGGCGCAGACCCAGGGCCAGGGGAACUUACAACACACACAGGAACUCAGACUUUGAUGGCCGCUACAACAGAUACAAUCCAAGAGACAACUACAGAGUGUCUUACCACACUGAUGAUCAAUAUGAGCCCAGAUCCGAUCGCUCACGACGGCGUGUUGCUGAUGAUGAUGACACUGUGCUAGACAAUACCAGUGUGACCAGUCAGGAUCAAGAACACAGUGACAGCCACAGUGACCAGAGGCGGGCCAGACGGCGGCGCACACGACCAGGUGGCCGCGGCAAUAGCAGUGCAGCCUCAGGCACCGAGACUGAUACCAGUGUGUCCAGCUAUCCCACGCGAAGAAGGCCCUAUAGGAAGGGACCAAUCAGUGGUAAUUUUGACACCAACGACCUGUCACCUGCCCCACAUCUGAAAGAAAACAAUGUCAGUUCACUGUCCAAAGCAAAAGAAGUUGGAAGUGAAGAUACAGGUUUGAAGUCAGAGCCAAAAGAGCUGAGGGACAAACCAGUCCGCUCAGAUGGCAGAAGAACAGAUGUCAGGGGUACCCCACGAAAUGGCCUUGGAUCUCGUAAAACUGAGGGAAGAAAUGGCAGUGAUGGAGAUAACAAAGGCAAGAUAGGCAACAUGGGCAAUGGUGAAAAAUCAAAUAUGGAGCAGCCAUUAAUUAAUGGCCAGUAGGCAAUAUAGAAUAGGUUGUUCAAAAGCCUUAGUGAUUAGAGCUUGUGUGUUGAGACGCUGAUUUCAGUUUUGAUUGCAUUGAAAAUCACAUGAAAAUACAAAUUAUAUUUGAUUUUUUAAUGGCAGUUUAAGGGAAUAAGAUUCGUUUGAGAUAGUUUAAAGUUGCAUAUGAAACUGACAAAACUAAGUAUUGGCCCAUUAUUGAUGAUAAUAUGAAGGAAAAACGGAGUUUUCUACAAAACUGACUAAACAAAAUAUGGACCUGUUAUUCGUGAUACUGGAUGAAAUCGUGUGUAUUAUUUUAUGAUGACUAAACCAACAAGAGGGAUGCUGGUUUCUUAGCCUUACGUGGAUGGACACACUACAAAUGACUGCCAAGGACACCCAAGACACCCAUUCAAUUCUAGUGAAACUGACCUGAUGUAGACAAAUCAAUUCACAUUAUUUACAUAGCCAAACAAAUGAAGACAGAACCUUACAGUACACUACAUGAUUUAUGAUGAACUGAAUACUGUUGAUGACCUUCACUCCCGACCAUGACACUGCACAGUUACAGGAUGCACAUUGUUGAUAUGUGCUGCAUGAAGCAUGUUGUGUGUAAUGUCUUACAUAUUAAAAGUGUUUGUUGGACAAUGGUCAGCAUCCAUCAUAAUAUUUGUUGUUAUAAAAUGAUGAAUUGCUCUUGACAGAAUCCACUCUGUAGUUAUAUUGUAAUAUGAUGGCAUGGUUGUAUUGUGUAUGCUUUAAUAGUGCAGAAAACAUCCAACAACUCAUUGAGCAGCUUUUCUGGAACAAAAGAAAAGCAGAAUUGUAGAAGUGUUACUCCGGAGGAAAAUGACUUGAAUACUGAAAAUGUAUCCCAUAGACUUGGAGACGUAUAUUCACAUUAGCUAUGAUGACAUAGACCUCAUUGUGAAAUGUAUUGUUCCCUUUAUAAUUGGUACAUUACAGCUGUGGUAAGCAACUUACUGUCAAUAUGAUCAUUAUUGUGUGCUCUUCCAACACUGCUAUAUGUAUGCGUCAAUAGAAUGGUCUUCAAUAAGGACAUGCUUACUUUCGUUUCUCUUACAAUCAUUAUGCUGCUGAAAUUGUAUUCAAAUUACGGUAUCACCAUUAUUUUUGGAUUGCUUUUUGUCUGUCACCUUUUCAUUCGAACAACCGAUCCUAACAGCUGGAAUGUUUUCAUGAAAUAUAACAGGAAUUCCCCUCUUUCGAGUGUUUAAUAUUAUGGUCUGCAGCAGCAUAUGUAGGUGCCCAAAGUUACUUUUCCUUAUCAUUUCUGUAUAUAUAAUAUGUGCUCCUGGAAUCAAUGUUAGCCAUACUCAGGGGUCAUGUUUUAUCAAACUUGUGUAGGAAAAAUACUUCUUUUCCCCUGAUAUCUCAAUGACCUGAGCUGUAUUAUUUAGUAUGUAACAUCAUAUACCGGUUGUGGUCCUUAACAAUACCUAGCUAAAAGCUAGCUUUGUUCCAGGGUUCAUAUGGUUUGUAUAAACGUGUAUUUACAAAUAACUUUGAAAUUUCUACUUGCUGAAAACGCUGACCCAAAGGUGUAGUGUUUAGUAAUAAAUGUCAUGUUCUGGUUCACUAUUAAGUUAGUUCAUAUCCCAUCCGUGCGGUAAAAACUUGACACACCAUAGAGGCAAAAGGUCAAUAUAUACUAAAACUAACUUUAAAAAUGUUGUCUUUUAAAAAGCAUUUCUUAGGUGAGCAAUCAUGUAUUUAACAUUUUGAUAAGCUGACCUGAACACAAAAUACUUGUAUUGAUCUCUCUGUCUGUCAAUUUGAUAAAACCUUGUGCUCAGUCUAUAGACCAUAUUUUUUAUCUUCGUGAACCUUGAUUUGUUCCAAUUACAUCUCUUAUGAGUUCAAAAUUUGAUCUUGUGUGAUAAAGUGGGCUUUAGUAAAGAGCAUGCUUGUGAACACAUCAAAACACACGUGUUUGUCCAAACUUCUUUAAGCUUGCUUAGAACAUUUGUUCUCAUUAUAUUGUGGCCAGGCUGUAGACAGUUUCCAUCCAUGGUAAAUCAAGGUAAUUUGGAUAAUUGAAGAUUUUCUAAUUAAUGAGUAUUUUGAAAUCUGUAAAACAUUUUGUUUAUGCUUUUAAUUCAUACUACCGAUGAAGGCAAUAGCCAAAACAUGUAUAGUAUUUCAGUAGUUAAAUUAAAACAAAUAUAAUGUGUA
This is a messenger RNA of Dreissena polymorpha, 3589 nucleotides long. Its product is annotated as RNA-binding protein FXR2-like. Gene Ontology annotation, molecular function: protein homodimerization activity; mRNA 3'-UTR binding; translation regulator activity. The record is from RefSeq and is a predicted model, not a curated record. Gene Ontology annotation, biological process: regulation of modification of synaptic structure; regulation of dendritic spine development; regulation of translation at postsynapse, modulating synaptic transmission. Bases 41 to 1408 code for a protein of 455 amino acids. Lineage: Eukaryota; Metazoa; Mollusca; Bivalvia; Myida; Dreissenidae. Gene Ontology annotation, cellular component: postsynaptic density; dendritic spine; neuronal cell body. The transcript is spliced from 8 exons.